Molecule: messenger RNA, 5210 nt
Organism: Mercenaria mercenaria
Lineage: Eukaryota; Metazoa; Mollusca; Bivalvia; Venerida; Veneridae
Exons: 4
Coding region: 1-3054 (1017 amino acids)
Source: RefSeq, a predicted model, not a curated record
AUGUUAAAAAAAGCACAAAAGGUGCCUUAUAAAGCAAAGAAAGGAGCUGCACAGGACGUUAAAGAAAGCACAAAAAAUGCCAUUUCUGAAUUAGAAGAAGCAAGCCAAGAGGCUGCAUUGGACGUUGAAGAAAGUACAAAAGAUGCCUUGUCGGAAUUAGAAAAAGCAAAGAAAGGGGCUGCACAGGACGUUGAAGAAAGCACAAAAGCUGCCUUAUCUGAAUUAGAAGAAGCAAAGAAAAGAGCUGCACAGGACCUUAACGAAGGUACAAAAGCUGCCUUGUCUGAAUUAGAAGAAGCAGGAAAAGGAGUUGCACAGAACAUUAUAGAAAGCACAAAAGUUGCUUUGUUUGAAUUAGCAGAAGGCGCAGAGACAAGUACUGGGUUAACUCCACAUCUAUCAGCAGUGGAAGAUAUUUAUCGCAGACGAAAAGCAGACCUGAAAGAAGAUUUGAUAGUUUUAUACAGGCAACAAUGCCAUAUCCUGCCUCUAUCACCUUUGGUUGAAGAAGAAGACACGCCUCUACUUGAGUUUUACGUCAUGCCAGAAAUGAAUUCAGUGGAAAAACAGAGGUCGUUUGGAGGUAGCAAUGAAUUUAAAUCAAAGAUCACCUCCCUACGUGAUGUGUUCUACAAGAAAAACAAAACGUGUCGUGAAAUUUACCUUACUGCAGAAGCUGGGUUUGGAAAAACUGCAUUUAGUAAGCGACUCGUUUUGACGUGGUGUCAAGCCAAAAAGCGUAUCGAAAGUGAUCAAACAUUCUUUAAGGAGGAAGAUAUACAGGCAAUGUCAGAGUUUGAAUUUGUGUUCUUGUUGUCAUUACGUGAUUGUUCUGAGGAAUGUGACAUAGAUGAGAUGAUCGUAAAACAAAUUAUUCCACGGCUGGCAAACACUUCUGUAACUUUAAGCGAUAUAGAAACUAUGCUGUCUCAGGGAAAAGGCUUAGUGAUUAUGGACGGUUUGGACGAGUGGAUACACCCACCGUCCACCUGUAAGCUAGGACCAAGUGACAUUCCACACAGGAAAGCUAGGGAAUGUACAAUCCUCACAACAACUAGACCGUGGAAGUUGAGUGUUAUCAGUCUCAGUUCAAGUCAAAUGGAACAAAAGUUGGAACUUGUUGGACUUAACAAAGAGUCAACCUAUGAAUUAAAGAAGAGUGUGAUUUCACUAUUGUGCGACAAACCCCAAACUGUAGACGAACAUAUUAAUAAAUUUGAUUCUGCUAUCGAAAAUAAAGGUAUUUCGGAUUUGGAAACAAGUCCACUUUUACUGAUGUAUCUUCUGUGUUUAUGGUGCGAUGAAAUAGAUCUAGGAAGUUCUAAAUGUGAGUUAUACUGUCAAAUAGUUGAACUGCUCCUGAAACGAACUUUUAAAAAAUAUCCAGUCAUGCAACAGACGCGCGAACCAUCCAAAAGUGAUAUCCUACAGUGUUUCAGUGAACAUGUACAUUGUAAGAAAUAUUACACACUUCUGAAAGCUUUAGGACAAUUAGCAUUUGAAACAUUAUUCAGUGAAAAACGUGAAAGCACGCUGGUAUUUAGUCAAUCGGUCACUGAAAGUUAUUUAAACAAAGAUGAUUUGAAAUUAUGUCUUCUCUCAGGAAUAUUAACACAAAGUAAACAAGAAAAAUUAACCAAACACAGUUCUAAAGUUUCGUUUUCCCACAAAACAGUGCAGGAAUGUUUAUGUGCAAUGCACAUUAGCUGCCAAAAUGAAGAGGAUGUCAAAACAAUCGUGUUACAAAGAUUCAAGAGCGUACAAAAUAUUCUUGAUAUGUCGACAGUGAUUGUUUUCAUAAGCGGAAUGAAUGCAAAAGUCAUGUCCUCAAUAUCGCACGAGUUAAUGUCUGUGAUCAAUGAGGAUCAAAUAACGAGAACAUACAGAUCUAUGACACGUUACGAUUACAAGUACGUAAAUCCUCUGAGAGACAUACAAAACAUGUACAUUUCUUGUUUAAACGAAAACACGGACAAUACUUCCCUUUGUUUCCAGGAUUUUAUCAUCGACUAUGACUAUAAGAAAGAAAAUCAUUUCUUGGAUUUAAAAUUGCUGGCAAAACACAAUAAGAUUAAUAUGCAGUCAGUACUAAUCAGAACAGGUGUUCAUAGUUUACGUGAGCUUAUCGAUAAGUGUGAGCUUGAUGACCUUGUCAACACCAAGAAAAUAUUCUACCUAGGCGAGUGUAAAGAAGCGGAAAUUAUUCGGUUGUUGACAAGCAGAUCGAUGGAAUGUGUAACUGUUAUAUCUGGUACAUGGGAAGGCAAUAACUUUAUAGGCAAAUGUAUUUCUUGUUCAAGUGAACUGUCUAAAACAUUUCAGAAUAUUUCUCAGUUACGAGCAAUUUAUAUCAAUUAUUUCGAGAUGGAGCACGAUGUGCUGAAGGAGUUUUUGAAUUAUAUUAUAAACAGAAAAUCAAUGACGGAGAUUAGAUUGAACAGCUUACACUGUGUCACACACGGUCUUUCCUGCGGAAAAAGUAAUUUGGACUUUUCCCAGCAUUCAGAUCUAAGGGCGUUAGGAUUGGACAGAAUACCUGUGUCACAAUUAAAAGUGAAUGUAUCGUCGUUAGAGGAUUGUCAUGUAGGACGUUUAUCUCAACCCGGUCUGAUGACGUCAUACAUGAAAGGGUUGCCAGCAGCCAGUAAACUACGCACAUUAAGGUGUAGUUAUCUAGAAUCUUCCGGUGACAUUGAAACAAUGCUGCAUACAUUACCAUUGUUAGUUCAAGUGAAACACGUUAGGUUGGUGGAUAUCAACCUAUGUGAAAGGUCACUGUCGCUGUCACCUGAAAUGGUAGAUAUUGAAGAUGUUUACUUGUGGUCAGUAUCAAUGUCCGGUCCAUCAUUACGUAAGCUAGUUAAAGUAGUAGAGAAUCUUCCACAGUCAGUGACAGUACAAAUGUGGGAUUGUCAUAUAACACCGGAAACAGAAUUUGCAGACGUUAAAAAAUAUAUAAAAUCAUCGCAGAAUUUCGUAGUCACGUUUGAUGGAAUCAAUCAGUUCAACAAGUACGGGUUUUGUUUCAAACAACUGAAGAUGAAAGUCGAGUAGAUCUACAUUAAGUUACUCAAUGAACUCGUAUUGAUAACUUUUGUAAAUAGUUUAUCAACAUUAUUCAUUAAAUAUAUAUUUAACAUGAAUACAUUAUACAGUGACAUAUGACAUAAUGGCAUGUAUACAUUUGUACAGAGUUAGAGUGACAGGUGGCGGUGAGGAUUCCAAUGUUAAUGAUGUUGAAGAUAGCAUUGCAGACUUAUCACAGUAAAUGGAAGACACUGUUCUGUGGUCAGAUGAGGAAAUAACUAAUUUACCUGAUCAGUUCAUCAUAGAAUCUGGUAAAUUCUAAGAAUAUCAAUAUGCACUAUUAAUAAAAAUUACAAGCAACAAAAGAAAUGAUAACAAAACAUAAUAUUGCAUUGCCAAAUGUAACAAAGUGCAAGUAUGUUAAAAUAUUAGUCUUACUUUCACAGGUCUCAGAAAUCAUCAAGUAUAAUUAAUAAGAAAACUUUCAACUACAAACUAUAUACUAGAUAACAUGAAAAUUAUCAUACUUCAUAUUUCUUGAUGUCAUUGACAAAGAGACGUUAACACAAAUUAAAAAAAUGUUCGGUCGCAGAAAUGUGAAGAAAAAAACAAGUGAAAGUGUGAAUCAUCUGAGUUACUUUCUAUCGUUUGUCACAGAGGGCCAUGAAACUGUAAAAGACCAAUGAACCUCAACAGCACCUGGCCUCAGCUAAAGAAGUUCAGGAGCUUGCAAAAGACCUUGUUUGUUUCAAAUGGCCCAUCAUACAUUUUUUCUAUAUUUUUUUUAUAAUACAUUUUAUUUUCAUUACAAUACCGGUUUUUAAAACGUCUCAGACAAAAGUGCCAUUACUGUCACAAAAUCCGAGAUAAAAGAUAUUUCAUGUAGAAGAGUAUAUGACUUAGCUAAAGAUCUGUUUCAGGAUACGUAGAAUUGCAAUAAUUACACAGCGGAAAUGUAGAGACAGCAAAAUGGAAAAAAGAACAAUAUUAUCUUUUUAAACAUGUUUAGCAAAACCUAGUUAACUCUAUCGACGUAUUUAAUUAGACGCUGGAAACUGUGUCUGUUAAACAAUUUUUGAUAAGCAUAAUGCUGACGUUCUUAUUGCUAUCAAAAUAUAAGUUUUAAGGAACAAAAAAUUGAUAGCAAAAACGUUUUAAAACGCCAUUAUGUAUAAUAAAUUACAGGUAUAAAAUAAUUUUCAGGAGAGACUUAUCUAAUCAUUCAUCAUAGAGACUUACCCUAAACCGUCUCUACACAAGGAAAUAUCCUAUUUAUAAGUGAAUUGUUGAGAUAACACCUUUCGUCAGUCCUAGUCCUGUCCGUGUUGUAUCGUACAAUUGAAAGUAAUCUCUAAAUACUAUAUAGGAUAAUAGAGUCCUGCAUCUAACAGUCCUGAUUUUUUUCUUAAAUGUUCUUAUAUUUCUAGAUAUUUUUCCAUACUUUGAACGCAUAUAUUUAUAGGCAAAAGGGAUUGUUCUAUUUCCAGAAGUCACUUUCUCAACAAAUUUUACCUUGAGAAAUUUUAUAGGUUUAACUUUAAAAUAUGUCUGUUGAUAUAUUUUACUACAAAAUAAGUUACACUUUCCCCACAGCAUUUCUUACAUUUCUUGAUUUUAUCUUUGCAUAAUUUUUGUUAAUAAUACUGACCAUUGUGGUAAUUAUGCAUGCUUUUUUCAUGCGCGCAUGGUUUGCAGGAUAUAAUAGACAUAUAGUCACCUAAGCCUACAAUAAAGAUUUAGCAGAGUUGUCUUCAUUUCUUACAAAUAUUUCCCUGGAUCUAUUGUUUUCGGCUCAAUUGACUCUUUUCAGAAAGUGAUACUCCAACUAUUUUAUUUGAUGCAGUUUCCAUACACCUAUCUAAUGUAUGAAGUGUUGUUUUUUUUUAAAUUGUGUGCUUUUAGUCAUUUGCCUACAUUCUGUAACAUCUUUUAAUAUUAUAUUGUAUUAAUUUAGGUUAUAUAACUUUAGACUAUCCAAAAACAAAUCAAUACUUUAGGAAAAUGUAAGCUAAGUUAUCAAUAUGUCAAGCAUGUGUAAGUCGCAGAAAUUUUCAUAAUUUCGAAAUUCAUUCAUGUAAUUAUGUAAAUUUCAUCCUGUCUGGCGAAAAGUGCAUAUUUAUAAUAAUAUAGAGACAUGCACCGACGAAGGCAGCUAUUUGUAUUAUUAAGAGAAAAAAGCGUUC